GUCCAUUGACCAAUGUCAUUUUUAUGAAUGGCAUACAAUCAGACAUUGGAACUUUUUGUUGCUUGAUGGCGAGACAAUUUCGCAUAAGAAAUCGCUUUCCAAACAAUAUUUCAUGUCGAUAGAAGAAGCUUAUCGUAAUUCCUAGAGGAUUACGAUUUUUUAAAGUUUGCGAACAUGUAGCCGUGUAGAAAUAGACACGACAGAAAAAGAGCCGCGCAUAGAUGGGAUAAAUCGUGUAAUCUAUUUUUGUAAGAUUUCGUACAGUUAUCCUUCCUGGAUCUCUCCUGGACCUUUUGUUCUGUAAGACUACGUCGGUGGAUCAAUCAGAAUGACAGAAAAAUUACCCGACGAGAUAACAAAAUCAGGUUUUCGUCGAAAGGUGUGGGAUUAUAUGGCAAAGAAUGAAUUAGUAAACUUUCCCAUUAAUAUAUAUAAACGUAUCCCAAACUUCAAGGGUGCUGCGGAGGCAGCACAUCGAUUGGCUGAAUUGGAUGAAUUUAAGAAGGCAAAAACCAUAAAAAUAAAUCCAGACAAACCACAAGAACCAGUGCGAUUUUUAGCUUUAGAGGCCAACAAAGAAAUUAUUGUGCCUAUUCCCAGGUUAAGAUCUGGCUUAUUUUUGCAUGUUAUACCAGUCGCUGGUGCAACAAAGGAACAACUAAAAACAUUAGCUUCCAUGCGUGGCCUAGAGCAAGCUGGUAAACCACUUGGACUCGAUUCCAAUAUUAAGGUAGAUCUCAUUGUGUUGGGAUCUGUAUGCGUGAGUCGAGAUGGAUACAGGCUUGGCAAAGGAGAAGGUUUUGCAGAUCUCGAAUUUGCAAUGAUGAUGAGAAUGGGCACAAUAACAGAAAACACAGUCGUUAUCACGACAGUGCAUGAUUGCCAAAUCAUAGAUUAUUUACCACUACAAUUGUUCAAAGAAUAUGACGUGCCGGUGGAUAUAAUUGUUACACCAACACAAACCAUAUUUGUGAAGCCGAGAUUAAAGAAACCAUCUGGCAUACUGUGGCAUAUGCUCAGUGAAAGAAAACUCAAAACCAUGCAGGUAUUACAGCAGCUCAAAGAGAUGGAUGAAAAAGAUGGCAAGAUGGUAACUCUGAAGGAAGUUGAUUCUGAUAUUGAGACACAUCGAUAUAUAAAAAAUCGUGUUAAAUACUCGAAAAACAAGAAACAUCUCAAUAUAAAGAAGGAUACAUCUAAUAUGGAAAAUUCUACUGUGGAAAGUGCCAAAGAUAAAAUUCUUAAGCCACGUUUUCUACGAAAACGUACUUAUAAGAAAACAAAAACUGAAGAAGAGAAUAAUUUUUCUAAUGCCGAAACGAAAAUGGAAACUAUUAAAAGUAUCCCUCGACGACGAAAGAAUCUCCGUGCCAGAACGAAAGCGCAUAUCGACUUCUCUUUGAAGCUGUCGAACAUCUCGUCCGGCGUGAGAGUCCGAGAUUUGAAAAAUGCUCUGCUGGAGCGUGGCAUUAAGCCGAGUGAAAUAACUUGGCAAGGCUAUCGCGGGAUUUGUUAUCUUCACUUUAGCAAACUCAGGAGUGAAACUGCUUUCCCAGAUCAGCCAAUUCAGGUAGACUCGAUCAUGGCAAAUUUACAGCAGCUUCGAAUCGGUGAGUUUAUGAAUAACGAAGAAGGGUUUAUACAUGUAGAACCCGCGAAACCGAUUUCCAGAAUCGAGGUUACUGAUGUGACGACUGUUUAAAUGACAUUUAUUGGGAACUACAUAUAAUUAAGUAGUUUCUUUGAUGUUUACAUCGUUUCGAUGUCGAAUAUACAUGUAUAUUUUCUCUAAAGUUAAUUCUUUUUAAAAAUAUUUUUGUUAUAUAUAUAAAGUGUCUCGGGAUAACGCGCAUUUCUCAUCAGUUAUAAAUUUUAAGAAAUUCUAUGUAUAAGAACACAAAUAUUUUAUUGCAAGAUAUAAAUUGGUAUUUUUUAACCUUUUUAUUUUAUCUUUGCUUUAUUGAUUAAUAAGUUAAGCGAAUAAAAUAGCGAAUAAAGCUGUAUUUAAAUAUGACAUAAUAAAUAAUAUAAUGUUAAUUUAAAUUUUUGCUCAAAAGAAAUCGGUUUUCCCGAAAUUUGAAAAUUUUUCAUUGAAAAAUCAUAGCUAAAAGAAAUUGCGCGACUUCUGGGACAUAUUGUAAUCUUAUUUUUACAGAUAUUAGCUUAAAUGUUUUGAUUUAUACAUGAUAUAUUUACGUAUAACAUAUUUCAUCAUUUUAACAAUUAUUCUACGUUAUGUUAUUGUUACUUUGCUUUUAUAUACUGGGAGUUGUACUUUAUGCUAAUAUUACAUUGAGAUAGCAUAUCGAUAAUGACGAGUUCGGAAAACCGAGAUGUGAUAUAUAUACCUGGUGCAGUGCGAAUAUUAAUAUUAAUAGUUAUUAUGAUUAACACAGAUAUAUUUCAUAUUUUUGACUAAUGAUUUUAUUUAUACUAUUUUUGUAUUAAUUUUGUUUGAUGUGCGAGAAAAAUCGAGUAACUUUUAAACAAAUUUAUUGUGCAUAAAAUGAUCUGUGAUCAAAAGAUAUCUAGGAAUAUAAUAUAGUUGGUCCGUGGAGAAACAUAGCAAGCACAAAAUUGCUAAAUAGAUCAAAAGAUAAACAGAUCAAAAAUAUUUUGAAACUUAAAUCGACAAGCAUAUUAAUGCAAUCUAAAAAUAUAAAAUAUUUUUUUUACUUUUUAUCGAUUAAUCUUUUCUAGUCCAGAAUUACAUUAAUAAAAUAUCGCGCGAAGAUAUCUUUUUUAUAAUUGAUUUUUAUAUUAAGAUACAUUAGAUUUUACAUGAUAUGAUUCGGAACUUAUAAAGUUGCCAUAGAUAGAUGUAUCAAUUGUUGUGUAUUUCUUCAACUAAAGAAUAACAAAAAUUAAUUGUUUUGGAUAAAUUUUUCCAUUGAGUUGAGAUUAAUUGAUGUAAGUAGAGUGCAUAUUUGCGAUAACAUUUGGUAGCAAUCAUCUAACAUUAGAACAUAGACUGAUGACAAUAGUUUAAGUCUCAUUUAUGAAGGAUAUUCGAAGCAAAUUAAGGCGAGCUAUCAAUAUUUCUUCGUGUAGACAGAGAGAAAAAGUAUUCUAUUUUUCUGAAUGUGUAUUUUCGUAAAAGAAGAUAUAUAUAUAUAUAUAUAUAUAUAUAUAUAUGUAUAUAUAUAUAUAUAUAUAUGUAUGUAUAUGUAUAUGUAUAUAUAUAUAUAUAUAUAUAUAUUUUCACAAUUUUAGAAUCGCUUUAUAGGCGUGUUGCGGUCUUCCAUGUAUUGUCAUUUGAAUAGGGAAAUAAUAAUGAUGCUUGUGUACGUGAAGGCCGAAAAGCGGAAAAACGGCAAUAUUUUGUGAUAUUAAUAAGUAUGAUUUAUUAUUUCUAAAUAUAUAAUAAUGAUGUGAUGAUCUAGAAUGAUCAAUGAUAUAGAGCUACUAGUGAUUAUUCUUAGCUAUAUAUAAUGUACAUAAAUCUUGCGUAUAAAAAAAAACUUUCUUUUUAUCAAU
Molecule: messenger RNA, 3477 nt
Organism: Cataglyphis hispanica
Lineage: Eukaryota; Metazoa; Arthropoda; Insecta; Hymenoptera; Formicidae
Gene: lost
Product: methenyltetrahydrofolate synthase domain-containing protein
Exons: 5
Coding region: 329-1702 (457 amino acids)
Cellular component (GO): cytoplasm
Source: RefSeq, a predicted model, not a curated record